Microtus oregoni (creeping vole) is the source of this 2306-nucleotide messenger RNA. It is a transcript of the gene Tubgcp4, whose product is annotated as tubulin gamma complex associated protein 4. The transcript has 18 exons. The record is from RefSeq and is a predicted model, not a curated record. NCBI's taxonomy places the organism in Eukaryota, Metazoa, Chordata, Mammalia, Rodentia, Cricetidae. Gene Ontology annotation, biological process: mitotic cell cycle; spindle assembly; microtubule nucleation. Bases 182 to 2182 code for a protein of 666 amino acids. Gene Ontology annotation, cellular component: gamma-tubulin complex; spindle pole; centrosome. Gene Ontology annotation, molecular function: microtubule minus-end binding; gamma-tubulin binding.
GCGCCCCCGAGCCGCGCGCACUUCCGGGACGCGGCGCGCAGCCCGGUGACUGCUCGGCGGGCGCGCGGUGGUCUGCGGGGUGUCUGGGCGAGCGAGCGGCUCGGCUGGGUGUGAGUGGGCGCCCGCAGAGGCGCUGAGAGAAAAAGGCGGUAAAUCUCAGGACUCCGAGGCCGCCCCAGAAAUGAUUCACGAACUGCUCUUGGCGCUGAGUGGGUACCCAGGGUCCAUUUUCACCUGGAAGCGGAGUGGCCUGCAGGUUUCCCAGGACUUCCCAUUUCUUCACCCCAGUGAAACUAGUGUCCUGAAUCGACUCUGCCGGCUUGGCACAGACUACAUUCGAUUCACGGAGUUCAUUGAACAGUACACAGGCCAUGUGCAGCAACAGGAUCACCAUCCAUCCCAGCAGGGCCAAGGCGGGCUCCAUGGAAUCUACCUGAGGGCCUUCUGCACGGGGCUGGAUUCAGUUUUGCAGCCUUAUCGCCAAGCCCUGCUUGACCUGGAACAAGAGUUCCUGGCUGACCCACAUCUCUCCGUAUCACAUGUCAAUUACUCUUUAGAUCAGUUCCAGCUCCUUUUCCCCUCUGUGAUGGUUGUAGUGGAACAAAUUAAAAACCAAAAGAUUCAUGGCUGUCAGAUCCUGGAAACAGUUUACAAGCAUAGCUGUGGGGGUUUGCCUCCAGUUAGAAGUGCAUUGGAAAAAAUCCUGGCUGUCUGCCAUGGAGUCAUGUAUAAACAGCUCUCAGCCUGGAUGCUACACGGACUUCUUUUGGACCAGCAUGAAGAGUUCUUUAUAAAACAGGGUCCGUCUUCUGGCAAUAUCAGUGCCCAGGCGGAAGAGGAUGAAGAGGAUCUGGGUAUUGGAGGACUGACGGGAAAACAGUUGCGAGAACUGCAGGACCUGCGCCUAAUUGAGGAAGAGAACAUGCUGGCCCCGUCCCUGAAGCAGUUUUCCCUGCGGAUGGAGAUUUUACCAUCCUACAUUCCAGUGAGGGUUGCUGAAAAAAUCCUCUUUGUUGGAGAAUCUGUUCAGAUGUUUGAGAAUCAAAAUGUGAACCUGACGAGGAAAGGCUCCAUCUUGAAGAACCAGGAGGACACUUUUGCUGCAGAACUGCAUCGGCUCAAGCAGCAGCCACUCUUCAGCCUUGUGGACUUUGAGCAGGUGGUGGAUCGAAUUCGCAGUACUGUGGCUGAGCACCUCUGGAAGCUAAUGGUCGAGGAGUCAGACUUACUGGGUCAGCUGAAGAUCAUUAAAGACUUUUACCUUCUGGGACGAGGAGAACUGUUCCAGGCGUUCAUUGACACAGCUCAACACAUGUUAAAAACACCACCCACUGCAGUGACAGAGCAUGAUGUAAACGUGGCCUUUCAACAGUCAGCACACAAGGUGCUGCUAGAUGACGACAACCUUCUCCCUCUGUUACACUUGACAAUCGAGUAUCAUGGGAAGGACCAUAAAGCAGAUGCCACCCAGCCAAAAGAAGGGCAUUCUCGGGAAACGUCCCCACGGGAAGCCCCUGCUUCCGGCUGGGCAGCUCUAGGUCUCUCCUACAAAGUACAGUGGCCACUACAUAUUCUCUUCACCCCAGCCGUCUUAGAAAAGUACAAUGUUGUUUUCAAGUACUUACUGAGUGUGCGCCGUGUCCAGGCUGAACUACAGCACUGCUGGGCUCUUCAGAUGCAGCGCAAGCACCUCAAAUCUAACCAGACAGAUGCAGUCAAGUGGCGCCUAAGAAAUCACAUGGCCUUCUUAGUAGAUAAUCUUCAGUACUAUCUCCAGGUAGAUGUGCUGGAGUCUCAGUUCUCACAGCUUCUUCAUCAGAUCAAUUCUACGCGGGACUUUGAGAGCAUCCGAUUGGCACACGAUCACUUCCUAAGCAAUCUUUUGGCACAGUCCUUUAUUUUGCUGAAACCUGUGUUUCACUGCCUGAAUGAAAUCCUAGAUCUCUGUCACAGUUUUUGUUCACUGGUCAGUCAGAACCUGGGUCCACUGGAUGAACGGGGGGCUGCCCAGCUGAGCAUUCUUGUGAAGGGCUUUAGUCGCCAGUCUUCACUCCUCUUCAAGAUUCUCUCCAGUGUUCGGAAUCACCAGAUCAAUUCAGAUUUGGCUCAGUUACUGCUCCGGCUAGAUUAUAACAAGUAUUAUACCCAGGCUGGUGGGACUCUGGGCAGUUUUGGGAUGUAAAAACUGGUUCUUAAAAUGAAGUAACCAUCAGUCCUACCACGCUCUGAUUUCUGUAAUAAGCCUCCCCAGGCAUCACAAGAUGCCUGCAGACUGGUGAAAGGAUGCUACCUUUUCUUCUAGAAGC